UGAUGCUUCGCGAGACGAAAAUAGCGUUUACCGAGACGCAGCGGACUCGCGGAGGUCUUGCUUGCUUGUCCUCGCGCUCGCGGUGCGCACGUGAGGAUCGAGUCGCGGAGACGCGGCCUUGACGGGCUCCGGCCGGCGAGCGGUUGGGGAGGCGGGCGGAGAUGACGAGGAGGUGCUCGCACUGCAGCAACAAUGGACACAACUCGCGCACGUGCCCGGCGCGCGGGGGCGGUGUGCGGCUCUUCGGGGUGCGCCUGACGGAUGGGGUGGGGGCGAUGAAGAAGAGCGCCAGCAUGGGGUGCCUCUCCUCCGCGGCCGCGUUCUCGACGGCAGGUGCCUCCCCCUCCGCCGAUCCGGCCGGCGACCACCCCGAUGCCGCCGCGUCCGGGUACGCCUCCGAUGAGCCUGCCCAUGCGUCCAGCUCAUCCAUUUGCCGCAAGAAAGGUGUUCCUUGGACUGAAGAAGAGCAUCGGAUGUUCUUGGUGGGUCUUCAGCAACUGGGAAAAGGUGAUUGGCGUGGAAUAGCUCGAAACUUCGUAAUAUCUAGGACUCCGACACAGGUUGCGAGUCAUGCCCAGAAGUAUUUCAUUCGACAGAGUAAUUCAUCAAGAAGGAAGAGACGCUCAAGCUUAUUUGACAUGCCAAUCGACCAGAUCUCAGCCAAUGAAGAGCGGUUGACGUCCAAUUCUCCUCCUAACGAGGUGGAGAACACAAACCACUUGCCAACUUUGCAUCUCAAUGAACAAGGAGCUGAGUUUUUGGGAACUAAAACAACAAAAUAUGCUCCAGAACAAAGAGAAACCAUUCCGCAGACUCAAAACUCAGUCACAAUGAUACCAACAUAUUACCCUGCUUUCAUUCCAGUGCCUUUACCAUAUUGGCCUCUGAACCUGACUACUGUUGCAAAAGAGGAAGAGAUGAAGGAGGCUCAUGAGAUAUUAAAGCCGAUCGCCGUUGUCCCGAAGGAAGCACUGAAUGUUGAGGAGGUUGUCGGCAUAUCUAAACUCAGCAUUGGUGAUGGCACCAACAGCCGCAUGGACCCGUCUGCGCUCUCCCUCAAACUGGUAGGAUCCUCUUCAGCGAGGCAAUCUGCUUUCCAGGUUAACUCUUCUGUUGCCCUGCCUGAUCUGAACCAGAGUAACAGCAGCCCUAUCCAUGCAGUCUAAGACACAUUUACUGUGAAGUCCCUAAAUCCUCACCAUGCAUAUUCUUUCUCUGUUGUCAACUGUUAAUCUGCUCUCUGCAUUGAACCCUGGAACAUCCAUUCUUGUAACAAGCUAGUCGGACGAUCUCUUAGUUUGAUGCAUCUUGUUGAUAGUUGAACUAAAAUUCUUACCAUGCAAAAGGCAUCUUUUGCUGAUCUUAGUCUGAUUCAUACGGAUCAGCACACAAAUCCCAUGUCAUUUUGGAUUCAGGACAUAAUGCUAUUGAAGAGUUGGUGUUUA
Musa acuminata AAA Group (dessert banana) is the source of this 1445-nucleotide messenger RNA. Its product is annotated as transcription factor MYBS3. The coding region runs from base 162 to 1166 and encodes 334 amino acids. Lineage: Eukaryota; Viridiplantae; Streptophyta; Magnoliopsida; Zingiberales; Musaceae. The transcript is spliced from 3 exons. The record is from RefSeq and is a predicted model, not a curated record. Gene Ontology annotation, molecular function: DNA binding. Gene Ontology annotation, biological process: response to ethylene; response to gibberellin.